AUGGAGGUGGAGCUUUGUGAUAGGAGGAGGUUUGGAUUGACAAAGGGAUUUGUUACCCAGAAUGACUUAGUAAGUUCUGGUUCCCUGAGCCUGAUCACCAGGACUCCCCCUCCCCCAGCCCCAGAGUAUUCCCAAGAGGGCUCCAGUAAACCAAACAGCAUUCUGUGGGUGUCUUUGCAGAAAGUCUUCAUUGGAGAAGAGCAGCCAAUAUGCAUUGAAAAUUAUACAGGAGCUCGCUGUGAAGAGGUUUUUCUCCCAAGCUCCAGCAUCCAAACUAAAAGUGACCUGUUUGCAGCUUUCGUGGCAUUGGCUGUCCUAGGAACGCUUAUCAUUGGAGCCUUCUACUUCCUUUGCAGGAAGGGCCACCUUCAGAGGGCCAAUUCAGCCCAGUAUGAUAUCAACCUGGCAGAGACAAGCAACACCAGUGCCCACCACAAUCAUGGAGAACGCUGAAGAAACAUCAAAGUGAACCAAAGAAUUGCUUCUGUUACAGAGGCAGAAAAUGAAACACCAUAAGGAUUUUAUUAAGCAGACUCAUAUCCACUUUCCACAUUUGAAAAUCAAGUCAAUCAUCCGUAUCUCACGAUUUCCCAUCAAGAGGAUUUGGAGUGUUAUGCUCACGUUAAAAUUGGAUUUAUGACAGUGCUAAUCUGGGCCAGAUUUGUGUGGGCACAAGAAACCAAAAGCACAUUUAUUUGUUUCUUGAAAAUUUCUGCAGAUUGCACAGUAAGGUCUCAGAAUUUGUAAAAGGUUAUUCCUAUUGUAAUUCUCUGCAUGUUCACUUUGUUAAAUUUGUAAUAUAAAUCACUGGCAAAACUUUUGUUAUCUGGCCUUCCCUACUAGGUUGAGAAGCUGGUUCAGUUUGCCAGUGAUGUGGGUUUAAGCGAAAUUGAGAGAACUGUAGAGGUGAAGUGGCUACUGCAACCUCUUCAGUAGUAUAGGUUGCAGUGGAUUCUUAACAUUUAUAUCACUGUACAGGGUGUAUCUAUUUCUAAGCCUUAAUUUCAAGAUCUACCUGUCCUUCCUUCCUUAUGUUGCUACUACCUUAUAUUGCUAAUUAGUUUUUAAGGGCUUUAGUUCUACUUGACUAAAAGGCAAUGGAAAUAUAUACCUUGAAGCAACCUUUCAUAAAGCAAAUUGCAACCACAGAAAUGAUUUUGCUUUGAAAAUAUAUAAAGGAAAUCAAUGUUUUUAAGUGUGUUGAUUAAAUUAACCAUUCUGUUAUCAGAUUAUCACUUGAAAGAAGGCAGCUCAGUGUGUGAAGACACUAAGGGUGCAUACACUCUUUUUGUGCUCACCUCAAUUUUUUCAUGUGAUCGUUUUUCCAGUUUCACAAAUGACUGCAAAGCUUGCCAUUUCUAGGAAUUUACAUUCUUUUUUAUGUUUUUCGCUGAAACAGUAAUUAUUCCUUUAAUGCUUGCUUUUAUAUUAGCCAAACCUUUCAUAAUUGUAAUGAAUUAAAUAUACAGUUUUAACUUUAACUGAGGCAGGAGGACUUUUGUUCUCAUCUGUACUAAUGUUGUUUCUAUUGGAUCAACUCCUCCCCCUGCUAAAGAAUUCUACAUCAAGGGUGCAGCCAUGUGGCCAAAAGACUGCACUGUUCACAGCAGGCCCCAAAGGCUCAGCUGUACCAAGCAAUCCUGUAACAACUUCAGAUCUUUUAUGAAAUGACCCUGUAGUAGACUCUUCUUUGAAAAGUAACAGAAAACAUUUUUUAUGAGUAUUAAUUUGAAAAAAUAAAACAAUUCAAUCCUCAGGCUCAGGCUCAUUCUGUUCAUGUUUUCAGUUUUAAAAAUCCAUUUUCCUCCACUAUUCAACCAACUCUUGACACUGUCAAGGAUAAAGAAAUUUUACAAAAUAUUUUCAUUAUGUGUUAUAUAAGCAAAUCCAAGGACAGGAAUUUUGAGGUAUUGUCUACCUGACAGUGGGUACCAAUCUUAAGUAGAAAAAUGAAUAGCUAAAGAGAAAUGGCUAACUAACUAUAAAUAUUCACUGAUUAAAAGUUCUAUCAUGAUCAAACUUUUCGUUGGACUUUCCUCAGGAACUAAGAUUCAGAACAACCAUAAAAUGAAGGCGCCCUUACAUAUUUUUAUCAUAUACAUAAACAGCAAGAGAAAUUCUUUGGCGGCAAGAAGUGGGAGAAAAGUGGUAAAAGCAGAAAAGUAGGAAUAAUGUUAACAUAUUUUAUUUUACUUACCUUGCAAGUCUUCCACCGUCCUGUUAGAACAAAGCACUGGCCAUUCAUCACAAAAGUGCCAUACAUUAAUUAUAUCACACUGUAUUAGGUAGAAUAUGCUAAUAUAAGGAUAUCCUGUAACAAAGACCUAAAAUAAACAAACAGUGCCUUAAAUAAGACU
This is a messenger RNA of Trichechus manatus latirostris (Florida manatee), 2357 nucleotides long. RefSeq names its product neuregulin 4 (gene NRG4). The record is from RefSeq and is a predicted model, not a curated record. The coding region runs from base 1 to 453 and encodes 150 amino acids. The transcript has 6 exons. Lineage: Eukaryota; Metazoa; Chordata; Mammalia; Sirenia; Trichechidae.